GCGUUACCAUGGUCGUGCUGGGUCCGGCUCCCCGCUCGCGCUCCGGACAGCAGCAGCACCAUGCCCGGAGGGAAGCGCGGCCUCGUGGCGCCGCAGAACACCUUCCUGGAGAACAUCGUGCGGCGCUCCAGCGAGACGAGUUUCCUGCUCGGGAACGCUCAGAUCGUAGAGUGGCCGGUGGUCUACAGUAAUGACGGAUUCUGCAAACUCUCAGGAUACCACAGAGCCGAGGUCAUGCAGAAGAGCAGCACAUGCAGUUUUAUGUAUGGUGAGCUGACAGAUAAGAAGACCAUAGAGAAGGUCAGGCAGACCUUCGAUAACUAUGAGUCCAACUGUUUUGAAAUUCUACUGUACAGAAAGAACAGAACCCCGGUGUGGUUCUACAUGCAGAUCGCACCAAUUAGGAAUGAGAACGACAAGGUGGUGCUGUUCCUGUGCACGUUCAAAGACAUCACUGUUUUCAAACAGCCCAUUGAGGAUGAAAGCACCAGAGUUGGUUGGACUAAGUUUGCGAGGCUGACCCGUGCUCUGACCACCAGCAAGAGUACCAUCCAGCAGCUGACUCCUAUGAACAAGACGGACGUCACCUCACACAAACACUCCAGACUUGCAGAGGUGUUUCAGCUGGGCUCAGACAUCCUACCCCAGUACAAGCAAGAGGCUCCCAAAACCCCCCCUCACAUCAUCCUGCACUACUGCACCUUCAAGACUACCUGGGACUGGGUCAUCCUCAUCCUCACCUUCUACACAGCCAUCAUGGUUCCCUACAACGUCUCCUUCAAGACCAAGCAGAACAACGUCACCUGGCUGGUGCUGGACAGCGUGGUGGACGUCAUCUUUCUGGUGGACAUUGUUUUAAACUUCCACACCACAUUCGUGGGGCCCGGAGGCGAGGUGAUCUCCGACCCCAAGCUGAUUCGGAUGAACUAUCUGAAGACCUGGUUCGUCAUUGACCUGCUCUCCUGUUUGCCCUAUGACAUCAUCAACGCUUUUGAGAACGUGGAUGAGGGGAUCAGCAGCUUGUUCAGCUCCCUCAAGGUGGUCCGGUUGCUGCGGUUGGGCCGUGUGGCACGGAAACUGGACCACUAUCUGGAGUAUGGUGCGGCUGUCCUGGUUUUACUGGUGUGCGUGUUUGGACUGGUAGCUCAUUGGCUAGCUUGCAUCUGGUACAGUAUCGGAGACUAUGAGGUCAUAGAUGAGCUCACAAACACAAUCAAGACGGACAGCUGGCUUUACCAGUUGGCGACUAGCAUUGGCUCCCCGUACCGCUACAACGCUAGCGGCUCCGGCCAAUGGGAAGGAGGGCCUGGGAAGCAUUCUCUUUACAUUACUUCACUCUAUUUCACCAUGACGAGUCUGACCACCAUCGGAUUUGGAAACAUUGCACCCACCACAGACGGAGAAAAGAUCUUCUCAGUGGCCAUGAUGAUGGUGGGAUCUCUUCUCUAUGCCACCAUCUUCGGUAAUGUGACCACCAUCUUCCAGCAGAUGUACGCCAACACCAACCGCUACCAUGAGAUGCUGAACAACGUGAGGGACUUCCUGAAGCUCUACCAGGUGCCCAAGGGCCUGAGCGAGAGGGUGAUGGACUACAUCGUCUCCACCUGGUCCAUGACCAAGGGCAUCGACACUGAGAAGGUGCUGUCCAUCUGUCCUAAAGACAUGCGUGCGGACAUCUGCGUUCACCUGAACAGGAAGGUGUUUAACGAGCACCCUGCGUUCAGGCUGGCGAGCGACGGCUGCCUGCGCUCGUUGGCUGUGGAGUUUCAGACCAUCCACUCCGCCCCUGGUGACCUCAUAUUCCACGCCGGAGAGAGCGUGGACACACUGUGCUUUGUAGUGUCGGGAUCACUGGAGGUUAUCCAGGAUGAUGAGGUCAUCGCCAUAUUAGGUAAAGGGGAUGUUUUCGGCGAUGUUUUCUGGAAGGAGACUACGCUAGCUCACGCCUGCGCUAACGUCAGAGCGCUGACCUACUGUGACCUCCACAUCAUUCGGCGAGAGGCUCUGCUGAAAGUGCUGGACUUCUACACGGCCUUCGCCAACUCCUUCUCCCGCAACCUCAUCCUCACCUGCAACCUGCGCAAACGGAUAAUCUUCCGCAAGAUCAGCGAUGUGAAGAAGGAGGAAGAGGAGCGUCAGCGUUCAAAGAACGAGGUGCCGAUGACCAUCCCUGUGGAUCACCCGGUCCGGAAACUCUUUCAGAAAUUCAAGCAGCAGAAGGAGCUUCGCAACCAGGAGGCCUCAGUACAGCAUGACCUGGAGAAGAACCAGCAACACCUCCACACUCACCUCCAGCACACUCAGCUGCAACACACACACACCGCCAUUACCCACAAUGCACUCUGCACAGUCCAGAACGGAACGGCCAGCACUGGCUCCUGUAGCAGCGUGGUCACUAUAUCCCAGAUCACACCCAUUCAGAACUCCCUGACCUUCUCCAAACCUGCUGACCCGGUCAAGCAGAACAACCAGGACAUCAUGGAUCUAAAACCUUCCGGUGACCUCACCCCGAGCAUGACCCGCUUGAAGGUGAGCAACGCCGCCCGGGCCAAACCAGCGGGGAUGGCUCGCGGCUGGAUGAGGCUGAAAAAUAACAUGGGCCCUCCGGGGUCUCCGCCGGAGGACGGCAGGAAAGAGGGAUGCAACAACGUCAUGAAAGCCGUGUCCAUGGAGCACCUCUCGCCAGAGGUCAAGGUGCAGAUAGAAGGUGUCAUCGAGGUCAGUGGUUCUAGAAAGAGUUCCCUCCGCAAAACAGACUCGUGGGACAGCGGGUUGACCUACAGCGAUCAGAGACUGGAUCAUGUGGGAGACGCACAGAGUCCUUUACCUGCAGGAGAGGGAAUAGAGCAGAGCUUCUUCCCCGGACAUGAGGUUUCCUUCCAGGCUGCGUUACAGGAGGCGAGGACGGAGCUACGAGGGGAGAUCCAGGCCCUCAGUGGAAGGAUGGCCGUGUUGGAGGAUCAGGUGGGGCAGAUCCUGAGACUGCUGUCUGAAAAGAGUGAGCCGCUGGGCCGGACAUCCACUCCUAAAACUCAUCAAGAAAAGGUCAAAGCGCAGAACAUUUUUACCGUUUCCAUUCCCGGCAGCCCGGACUCAGACAAGGAAGAUGGGUCAGUCUGAGUGUAGUUGCACAAACUAGACUUCAGCUGGUAGAAUAUAAACCACACAUUGAGCAGAAACUGCCUGUACACUGAAAAAAUUUACUUAAAAAAAGGUUUUGCAACUUUCUGCAUUUGCUUUUUUUAAGUAAAUUAAUUUCAGAUAAAUUUAAGU
This is a messenger RNA of Astyanax mexicanus (Mexican tetra), 3273 nucleotides long. RefSeq names its product potassium voltage-gated channel, subfamily H (eag-related), member 5b (gene kcnh5b). Lineage: Eukaryota; Metazoa; Chordata; Actinopteri; Characiformes; Acestrorhamphidae. Gene Ontology annotation, molecular function: voltage-gated potassium channel activity. Gene Ontology annotation, biological process: potassium ion transmembrane transport; regulation of membrane potential. The coding region runs from base 61 to 3120 and encodes 1019 amino acids. The transcript has 11 exons. Gene Ontology annotation, cellular component: membrane. The record is from RefSeq and is a predicted model, not a curated record.